Messenger RNA from Colius striatus (speckled mousebird), 1180 nucleotides. It is a transcript of the gene MRPL32, whose product is annotated as mitochondrial ribosomal protein L32. The record is from RefSeq and is a predicted model, not a curated record. Gene Ontology annotation, molecular function: structural constituent of ribosome. Gene Ontology annotation, biological process: translation. Bases 45 to 605 code for a protein of 186 amino acids. The transcript is spliced from 3 exons. Lineage: Eukaryota; Metazoa; Chordata; Aves; Coliiformes; Coliidae. Gene Ontology annotation, cellular component: mitochondrial large ribosomal subunit.
GCGCAGUGCUCCCCGGCGCGGUGUCUGUGGGGCUGCAUGGGAAUAUGGCCGCGCUGCUGCUGGUGUUUCCCCCGCUGCCGCGCCUUCGCGGUCUCCUUCAGCGCUGCUGGGGCCGGCUGGAGCGCGGCCUCUUUCCGGGCUUCUCGGGGAACCAGAGCCCGCCCUGGGGACCAGCAUUAGCUGUUCAAGCUCCAGCUUUUUUUCCAGAGCCAGUAAGCGACACUCAAGAAAGUGCUGAGGCCCCCAGCCUCUUAGACAGCAUCUUCUGGAUGGCAGCGCCAAAGAAAAGGCGAACCAUUGAAGUCAACCGCUGCAGGCGGAGACAUCCCAAUAAGCUCAUCAAAGUAAAGAGGAACAUAGAUAUUUGCCCUGAGUGUGGAAACUUGAAACAGAAGCAUGUCCUUUGUGGCUAUUGUUAUGCAAAGGUCAAAGCAGAAACUCGACUGAUACGGCAGGAAAUGCGUAAAAAGGAGGGAGGACCAUUUAAUGCUCCGACUGUAGAGACUGUCGUCCUUUAUGAUGGAGAAAAACCCACAGAGAAAGACCAAGGCAAGAGAAUCAUUGAAAGAGCCAGGAAGCGUCCCUCUUGGUUUGUUCAAAAUUGAUACUAUAGAACUAAUGCUAACAAAACCAGUUGCUACAGCAAGAAAGAUGGUGUUUUUCAGCAAUGUCUUCCUUGCUUUGUUCACUCAAUGUUGAUGGAGAAGACCCACAAACUGUUGGGAAUCCUGCUGGAAUCUCGUGUGGUGCCAGAUGGUGUUGCAGUCAGGUGUCAUUUCUGCAGCAUGCAGUGGGAAAUACUGCUUGGUGAUACAUAAUAGCAUUCAACAAUUAAAGAGAAAUCAGCAUCUGCCUUGGGUUUGCACAGCUGCACCCAUUACACUGAAUGAUUUGUGUGUUAAUGCUCUCUACUGGUUUUGCAGGUAACUUCUUUUUUUAACAAAGAGAAAACAUCCACAGAUUUGAAAUAAAGUGUGUUAAAUUUCCUGGGGAAAUCUGCCUUUGUGGUUUUGGCUGCUGCUCUUAUCAAAAAUACAACUCAAAAAAACCCUCCUACUCUCAAACCCAAUGCUGAUUAGAGACAGAGGAUACUUACAUGGAAAGGUACAGUUGUCUAGUUAUUUCUGGGGCUUUUCACAGAAUCUGUCUGUAUAUCUCCACAGUGCUGCUGUUUGAGCUG